Eleginops maclovinus (Patagonian blennie) is the source of this 4363-nucleotide messenger RNA. RefSeq names its product solute carrier family 38 member 10 (gene slc38a10). Bases 318 to 3581 code for a protein of 1087 amino acids. Gene Ontology annotation, molecular function: L-amino acid transmembrane transporter activity. The record is from RefSeq and is a predicted model, not a curated record. Gene Ontology annotation, biological process: amino acid transmembrane transport. The transcript is spliced from 18 exons. Lineage: Eukaryota; Metazoa; Chordata; Actinopteri; Perciformes; Eleginopidae.
ACUUCCUGGAUACGCGUUCGGAAAAAAAUACAGCCAGGCUGGAUUUGUCAUUAUUUUCUUUUUUUUUUACCGAGUUUCAAAUAACGUGUUGCUUAUAUUUACACAAAAGGAUUCUAAAGAUAAACCAUUUGUGGUGGUUUUAAUGUCAGGAAAACACCGAUUAUGGCGUAAAGGGGAAUUCACUUUAAAGAGCGCCACGUCAUUGGAAAAACACACACCCGGAUUUCAGCCUCCCAGCUUUGCGUUCAAUGAGCCACUGUCUCCGUGUCUUCUGAGAUUUACUCACCCAGGGAGGAGCAGUCAGUAAACGGGUCAACAUGACGGCGUCUAACUGGGGUCUCAUCAUGAACGUGGUGAACAGCAUCGUGGGUGUCAGUGUGCUCACCAUGCCCUUCUGCUUCAAACAGUGUGGGAUUGUUCUGGGAACCCUCCUGUUGUUCUUCUGUUCGUGGAUGACCCACAAGUCCUGCAUGUUUCUGGUCAACACAGCAAGCAACACCAAGAGACGGACCUACGCAGGACUGGCCUUCCAUGCUUACGGGAAACCAGGAAAAACUGUGGUGGAGCUGAGUAUGAUCGGUUUGAUGUUGGGCACCUGUAUCGCCUUCUACGUGGUGAUAGCUGAUCUGGGCUCGAAUUUCUUCGCUCAGCUGUUGGGUUUACAGGUGACGGGCAGUUUCCGCAUCCUGCUGCUGUUCGCCGUGUCUCUGUUCAUCGUCCUCCCGCUGAGUCUGCAGAGGAACAUGAUGUCCUCAAUCCAGUCCUUCUCCGCCAUGGCUCUCAUGUUCUACACCCUAUUCAUGUUCACGAUAGUGUUGUCGUCUCUGCGCUACGGCAUAAUCUCAGGCUCCUGGGUGGAACAGGUUCACCUGUGGCGCUUCAAGGGCGUCAUUCAGUGCCUGCCCAUUAUCGCCACAACCUUCUGCUGUCACCCGCAGGUGCUGCCCACCUACGACAGCCUGGACGAGCCGUCCGUCAAACGCAUGAGCACCAUCUUCACUUUGGCCCUCAACGUGGUCACCAUCUUCUACAUCACUGUGGGUUUCUUCGGCUACGUCAGUUUCACCGACAACAUCGCCGGCAACGUGCUGAUGAACUUCCCGUCCAACCUGGUGACGGAGAUGAUCCGCGUUGGCUUCAUGAUGUCUGUGGCCGUCGGAUUCCCCAUGAUGAUCCUGCCCUGCCGCCAGGCCAUCAACACCAUGCUGUUUGAGCAGCAGCAGAAAGACGGGACGUUUGCCGGCGGGUACAUGCCUCCUCUGCGCUUCAAGAUGAUCACCCUCUGCAUCGUGUUCGGCACCAUGCUGGGAGGCAUCCUCAUCCCCAACGUGGAAACCAUUCUGGGUCUGACUGGAGCCACUAUGGGCAGCCUGAUCUGCUUCAUAUGCCCCGCUCUCAUCUACAGAAAGAUCCAGAAGAAUGGCUUCAUCUCUCAGCUGGUGCUCUGUGUGGGUCUGGGCAUCCUGCUGGUCAGCACCUUCACCACCCUCUCAAUAUCGGCCAGAAGCCCGGUCACAAAGAUCCAACCCCCACCUCCAGCACCUGGGAAAAUCCACCUGCCUCUACCAGACCUCACUGAGCAGCACGAAAAUCUUCCAAACAAGAAGCCAGUGGAGAUAGCGAAACCUGACCUUCCACCAGUAGAGGGGCCACAACCCGUAGAGAGGGACCCUCCUGAGGCCCCGCAGAUUAAAGUACCGGUGGAGCUACCAGAGAAGAAGAAGGAGGAGGUGCAGUUAGACCGCCCCGACGCCGGUGUCGCGUUGCCAGAAGGCGAGGCACACCGUCAUGAGCCCCCCAUCCCUCAUGACGCGGUGCUGGUGGACACAAGGAAGAACAACGCAGAGCUGGAGGAGGAUAACAAACAACCGGAAGGACCAAAAGAAAAGGAACAGCAAGGUUUAAGGCCCUCUGAGGAGCUGGAGGGCAAAAAAGGCAACAACAACGAAGAGAAUCUGAAGCCUGUAAAGGACGUUGUGGGCAGAGAGGAGGUGGAUUUGGGCGGAGGUGAAGUCCGGUCCAAUGAGGUGCUGGAGAAGCCGGUUGCCGAGGAAGACAAAAAGCCAGAGGUUCCCCCGCUGAAGGAAGUGGAGAAGCUCGACCCGGUGAAAGAUCCUCCAGUGGGGAACGCAGGCGAGGUGGGGGAUAAAGCGGGCAAAGCUCCGGACGCUGCAGGGAAACUUCCACUUCCUGAAGGAGAGCAUCGGCCUGCAGACAAGGGUCUCGGAGCAGAGAGUAAAGACACAGCGGACGAGAAGAUGGAAGUGAUAAAAAAGCUGGUUGCAGAGGGCCAGCUGGACCAUGCCGUGCUGCUGCAGGUGAUCAAGGAGCAGCAGCAGCAGCAGAAGAGACUCCUCGACCAGCAGGAAAAACUCCUGCAUGUCAUAGAGGAGCAACACAAGGAGAUCCACCAGAAACUGCCCGGUGCUGAAGGUGAGACGGAGAAAAGCAUCCAGGAGGGGGCGGAAGGUGAAGCAGCAAAACUCAAAGAGUCCGACCUGGAAUCGAACGUGAAGCAGAACAAGGACUCGGCUGGAGCCGGAGCCGUAGCCGUAGCCGGAGCCGGAGCCGGAGCCGUAGCCGGAGCCGGAGCUAGAGCAGGAACUGGAGCCGGAACUGGAGCCGGAGCUGGAGAGCCUCACGUCUUAGCCCAGAAACAAGUGCAGAUGGCUGAGGUGGAGAUUCCUAAAGCCGCUGCUCAGGCGGCCUACAAAGAGGACGACCAUGUUGCUCCUGAAAAAGUAACCCAUAAGCAGAAGGAGCUCGGGGCCAGGGGAGUGCCGCUGGGAGAGAAAAGACCUGUGGGCCGUCAGCCUGUACCUCAGGUAGCUCAAGUCGUAGAAGAAGAAAGAAGCCUAGACAAAGAAAAUGAAAGAAUAGAAAAACAAGUCCAGGCCAGAAUUGAGCGCGAGCGCGAGAUAAAGGAAAAGAUGGCCAAAGAAAAGUUAGAGGAGGAGAAGAUAGUGAAAGCGGUGCAGGACAGGGUGGAGAAAGAACGGCUGGAGAGGGAGAGGAGGGAGAAGCUGGCCAGAGAGCAGGAGCUGGAGAGGGCAGCGAAGGAGAAACUGGAAAAGGAGCUUGAGAAGGAGAGGGCAGCAAAGGAGAAACUGGAACAGGAGAAGGCUGCCGCAGAGAGACUUCAGCGGGAGAUGCACAACAAUGAAAUAGUGGAGGGAGUGAAGAUGGAGAGGGCGGAGGAGGCCCGGGAGAGGAAGGCCCAGAUGGAAGACGGAAAGGCUGCACAGGGAGAAGGAGAAGCUUUGAAGAAAGGAGUACGAGACCUCAAAGAGAAACCUCAGACUGAUGAGGAGGAGGGGGCCGUCAAAGCUCCCCCUCCGGGCUCCCACGAGAAGGUCAGGGGCCAGGGAGAGAUGGAUCUGAGGAGGAGGCGCCGGGCAGUGGGAACCAGAGGAGCUGCAGGGAAGGAGAACGCGGGGUCCAGGGGGGUGCCGGGUCUCGAGCCCCUGCUGGAGCUCGGGGGCUCUGAUCUGCACGUGGCCCUGGAGGAGCAGCUACUGGCCGGGGCCAUGGUGCACUCGCGGCAGAUUAAGCAGGUCUCCGAGGACAAGGGAGCCGAAUGAGACAGAUUCUCACUCCAGCACAAACUUCUCACACUGUGGACCACGAUAUCGGUGCCUUAAAUUCUUUCCUGCCUUCAAAAAUAUUAAUGAACAAAGAGGAAAAACUUCUAUUCCUUGAUACUGUGUACUCUGGAGAAGCACACCGUUUAUUAAAGAGCAAAGUACAUGUAAAUAUUAACUUAUUUUUGUCUUUAGGGAGGAGGAUCUGGAAGAGGUUACUGUUGAAAUGUAUAUAAACCUAUGCAAAUACCCUUCUGUUAACUGUUCAGAAAGCCUGGAUGUAUUAGUGUGUGUCUUAAGGAAUUGUCUGCGUUGGUUAGUGUGUGUUUACCUGUUACUCUGAGAUGUACAUAUUGUAAUAUUUCAAAAUACUUUCAAAUGGAAGUUAGUGAAUUCAGCCUCAGAUUUAAACUGUGGACAACGGAGCAGCUAGAUCUCGAGCAUCAAGUUACAAAUCAUUCCACCUUCAUCAUCUGUUCCCGUUUGAUUUACGAGUGCCUUCUAAUCCACAUGCUGCUGUUUUAUCCAAAUGUGGCCGUUUUUUUCCCCCCUAAAUGUGUGCUUUAACUCUGACUGUAAAGAGUACGAUAAUUAUGAGAAAAUAAUAUCAUGUUCAGGACAAUGUAAGAGAAAAUGGAUCAUGGAUCAUCCAUCGGUUGGCACUUCAACACAUGUUGGACCUUUGCUUUUUACAAGAACCUAUUUUUUCAAUUUUUCUAUGUGCAUUGUAUUUCCGUACAUUUUGCUGAACAUAUUAAAUAAAAACAUCUAUAUUACAUCAA